Messenger RNA from Myotis myotis, 1332 nucleotides. RefSeq names its product transmembrane protein 199-like. The record is from RefSeq and is a predicted model, not a curated record. Gene Ontology annotation, cellular component: endomembrane system. Gene Ontology annotation, biological process: vacuolar proton-transporting V-type ATPase complex assembly. NCBI's taxonomy places the organism in Eukaryota, Metazoa, Chordata, Mammalia, Chiroptera, Vespertilionidae.
AAUGGCGUCUUACUUGAUUGCCGGCGAGCGGCUGGUGCGCGCCUUGGCCCCCGGCGGGGAGCUGGAGCCCGAGCAGCUUCCCCGCAAGCUGCUCGCGGAGCUGGAGGCCGCCGUGGAGAAGCAGCACAAGGGCGGCGACGCCCCCCGGGGUCCCGCACGCCUGGUUCCCUUCUGCCUGGUCCGGGACCUGCACCAGCACCUGAGAGAACGGGAUUCCACACUGUACCUUCAUGAGCUCCUAGAAGGCAGUGAAAUCUAUCUCCCAGAGGUGGUGAAGCCUCCUAGGAACCCAGAGCUAGUUGCCCGUCUGGAGAAAAUUAAGAUAGAGCUGGCCAAUGACGAAUAUAAGCGGAUCACCCGCAAUGUCACCUGUCAGGAUUCAAGGCAUGGUGGGAUUCUAAGUGACCUGGGCAAGGAAGUGAGGUCAGUGAAGGCUGUGGUCAUCACCAUCUUCAACUUCAUUGUCACGGUGGCAGCCGCCUUUGUCUGCACUUACCUUGGAAGCCAGUACAUCUUCACAGAAAUGGCCUCGCGGAUACUGGCUGCAGUGAUCGUCGCCUCUGUGGUGGGUCUGGCUGAGCUGUAUGUCAUGGUGCGGGUGAUGGAAGGCGAGUUGGGAGAGAUAUAACUGGUGCUUCAUCAUCAAAGUCUGGAGACGGUUUGGAGGGGCUCCAGGCCCCCAGCUGCCAAAUACUGACUCUCAGUCAAUCCAUCAGGUUCUUUGUACUCAGCUCUAGUCAGUCAGGGCCACGCCCCUGCUACCUGCUAUUUCUGUGGGCAGCCUCAUCCUCUGUCAGUUGCCGAGGGGACAGUAGGAGGAGACUCCGACAACUGAACAGAACUGGUCUGUCGGUUCCUGAUCCACAUCCUGGAUGCUGGCCUGUAACUUAGUUCUGAAGCCUACCAAAAAGCAGAAAGGAUUCCCUUUCUCCAGGUUAUGGGGAAGAACUGAUCGGAGGACAUAAAACAAGAAGAGGAAGAUGGGUCUGUACAGAAUGGCGGAACUGGAUGUAAGGCAGCUAUUUUUUUGGAAUCUUAGUUUCUAUCUACAUUUUCUUCCCUCUGCUUGCCUUUUUUAGGGUUUCUAUAUGCUUCUGCCUGUCUCUACCACCCACCAGCCCUUCUUAAACUUCCUGUCUUCUCAUCACCUUUUGUUCUGUCUCCAAAAAUGAAAACAAUUCAGGUCGCAAAACAGUGUUUCUGCUUUUAAUUGCAAAAUCCCUUGUAUUUGUUUGUGUUUGUGGGGAGAGUAUGCCUACUGUGAGAUUGCCUCAACUAGUAAAGGGAGGGACAGGGAUGAUUUUCAGAUUUAACUAUGAAUAAACAUACACA